Molecule: messenger RNA, 654 nt
Organism: Penicillium coprophilum
Lineage: Eukaryota; Fungi; Ascomycota; Eurotiomycetes; Eurotiales; Aspergillaceae
Product: cation diffusion facilitator family transporter
Exons: 2
Coding region: 1-654 (217 amino acids)
Biological process (GO): transmembrane transport; monoatomic cation transport
Cellular component (GO): membrane
Molecular function (GO): monoatomic cation transmembrane transporter activity
Source: RefSeq, a predicted model, not a curated record
AUGACCCAAACAACUCAGCAGGAGCACCUCAAUGUCACCUACCUAGGACUUUUUGCCAAUCUGGGGAUGGCAGUGGCCAAAAUUACUGGUGGGUGGCUACUGUAUAGCCAGACACUUAAAGCCGAUGGUGUCCAUUCGUUGGCGGAUUCGAUCACGGACCUCACUGCGAUGGUUGUUCUGUUUCUCGACUCGUCCAACUUUUCUUUGGAUAUUUCUGGCACUCAAAUAAAGACAGAGAGUAUUGGUGCUGUCAUUAUCGGGUCCAUCGUUCUUAUGGGGGGUGUUCUUCUUGGAAAGGAAGCCAUAACACUCACUCCCACGUCUUCAAAAUCGGUCAACCCUCAUGCCAUGUGGUUUUCUGUACUCUCCGUGUUAGUCAAGGAGAUUCUUUACAGGAAAACUAUGAAGGUUGCACGCAAGAACAAAUCACCGGCACUUGCUGCAAGUGCCGCCCACCAUCGACUCGAUUCCUUUUCAAGCGCUCUCUCUCUCGUUUCUAUAGUCGCCGGAUCUCUUUAUCCAAAUUCGCGGGUAGUCGAUAUGGCUUGCACAGGGAUUGUCUCGGCUUUGGUGAUCAAAGAAGGAAUGGAAGUGAUUUUUGCGAGUGGAAGAGACAUCAUCAAUGCUGAGCCAAAGCAUGCCAAGGUGGAUUGA